CAUUCCAUGUCCCUCAGUAGUAGUUGCAGUCCAGACUCUUGUGUGGUAUCUCCAGCUAUCCAUCAGAACUUUGACAUUGACUGGAUACUCUGGAACUGGACAUCUCCUAUCCUCAUCUCCUGGAGCUGCCACUGACUGUCCCAGUAGUAGUAGUAGGAGCAGUAAACUAGUCAUCAGCAGUCCUGAUGUUGCGAACGUCCGUAGGAG
Geodia barretti is the source of this 207-nucleotide messenger RNA. The record is from the annotation of a GenBank genome assembly. Lineage: Eukaryota; Metazoa; Porifera; Demospongiae; Tetractinellida; Geodiidae.